This is a messenger RNA of Caenorhabditis briggsae, 444 nucleotides long. The record is from RefSeq and is a predicted model, not a curated record. Bases 1 to 444 code for a protein of 147 amino acids. NCBI's taxonomy places the organism in Eukaryota, Metazoa, Nematoda, Chromadorea, Rhabditida, Rhabditidae. The transcript has 4 exons.
AUGUUUAUUGAUCUGCUCACUCCUCAAUCUUCUCCAAUUUAUGAUUUCGAUUCUAAUAAAAUGAGAUCCCAUGAGAAUUUGAUAAACUUUGAAAAUACUUUAUCUAGACCGGAGCCAGAGCCAACAACUUCCGACGGCCAUCCGAAUAGAAUUUCUGAUGAUAUGAUUGCUGGCUUCUUCUUUACUAAUAUACGAUCUGACGUUCAGAGAAUUGUGGAAAAGUAUAAAAAGAAAGAAGGAUGUUCUCGUCGAAAGCUGACAGUCGAACCAGAAAUUUUGGAUGAAAAUUGCUCUUUUUUUGGUACGCAUUGUCUUACAUCCCAAAAGGGUUCACCGUUGAUUGUGGUCAACAACCAAUUAUAUCGUCCAUCUGAAGAAACGCAAUCUGGUGAAAUCAAUGCUAGGUUACAUAUGCUUCUUCUUCUUUUUAAAACUGUUGUUUGA